GUAGAGAGAUGAAGACAGUGGGGGGAAGACAAGCUGCUGGUUUGGCUAUUUGGGGAAGAAUGGAGACGUGUGAAGUCUUUGCAAUGGCUUGCUCUGCUCUCUCUUCUUUUGAUAUCAGAAAACCAUCUUCCUUGGCUGACAAAGUGUGACGCCUCAGUGAUGCCGCCAAAGGUGUCCGUCGCCGCCUCAAACGAUGGCGCGCUGCCUGAAGACAUGUUGCGUCACAUCCUCGUGUGCCUCCCCACGAAGGCGGUGUGCCUCUUCCGAGCGGUUUGCCAAUCCUGGAGGUCCCUCCUCUCGGAUCCGCUCUUCGUUGCAGCCCACAAGUCCUGUCACCCUGGUCCACUAAUCGUCACAUGUAACUGUGAGAUGUUUGAAAGAGGCACCAUUAACUUAUUGGACUUGUCUGGCCAUGUCGUUAAGCGGAUAGCCACCACCAUGAAGGAUGCCAGGAUGGUGCGCACACGCCGCCUGGACCUUAUUUGUGUCACCGGACGUAAGGGCUGCCAUGUGAUCAACCCUGCCACGGGUGAUACCUUUGCAUUGCCCAGUCGCCGCGCAAAGGAGCAUGCACAUGUGCAACAUUUCUUCCCACAAUCGUUUGACUUUGGACAGGUUGUCUCCACGGGAGAAUACAAGGCCCUACGCUGUGUUAGCAUAGAUAAUUCCGAUCAUGAGUCCAGCCCGAUGCUCUGUGAGGUCAUCACCCUUGAUGAUGGUCGCCAUGCAAGAUGGAGGGGAAAACAGGGCCCUCCGGCCCCUGUCACAAGUAACCAUAACAGAAGUAUUGUUGUCAAUGGAGUAGUUUAUUUCUUGUUGGAUUUUCUAUACAAACGUUUCACAUUUUCUGGGGCCCGUGUGAAACCGGGUAGCAUGGCUUUGUUCAACCUUGAGACAGAGGAGUGGAUGGGGAUUGUCCAAGGUCCAACUCCAGUGCGCAGCUUUGUUAAGGACAGCAGUGGCAGGUGCGGUUACUUUAGUCUAUACUCGGAUCUAUCACUGGCAAAUUUGGAUGGGUUCCUAGUCAUGGCACACAAUCCUGAAGGUUGCUCUUUGGACUUAUGGUUUUUGAUGGAUAUUGAGAAAUGUCUCUGGAAUAAAAGGUACAGCUUGGAUUUCCAGCCUGAAAAUCUCUUUGCUCAACCCUUGGAAAUUCUAAAUGACGGGAAGAUAAUCCUGUCUGCAUCAGGAUCACUAAGACUAUAUAACCCAAUUACCAAGACUUACAUUGAUUUUGGGAUGAGAAAUUCCACAUCAGUUGGUACUUACACUGGAAGUCUGUUGUCUUCAGAGAGCACCUUCACUUCUGAGGCUGAACGUUGCACUACCUGUGGCUGCUAUUUCACCCUCGAAGCCGGCCAACAUGAUGUAACCUGUCAAGAUUGUAUGUAUGAAGCCAUGUUUGCACGACGGUGACCUUCCCGGGCAUCUUUUCACUAACGGCCCGUAUUGGCUUUAUGUGUAUGUGAACGGCGCUGCACACCAUUUUUGCAUUUGGAGGGCUGCCGGCGUAACUGGACAUCCAUUAGGCUUUCACCAAUUACCAAUGCCAAUAGACAAUUUCAAGUAUGAUCCAACAGAUUGUGUUCUCAUAUGUCAGCCUAGUUGGGUCUUAGAGAACACUGUUGCUAGCCUGUUUUCUUCUUCUUGAUGAAGUUAUGCAAGAAAAUAUGCUUUGACUGA
Triticum aestivum (bread wheat) is the source of this 1683-nucleotide messenger RNA. Its product is annotated as F-box/LRR-repeat protein At2g43260. Bases 160 to 1416 code for a protein of 418 amino acids. Gene Ontology annotation, molecular function: protein binding. NCBI's taxonomy places the organism in Eukaryota, Viridiplantae, Streptophyta, Magnoliopsida, Poales, Poaceae. The transcript has 3 exons. The record is from RefSeq and is a predicted model, not a curated record.